This is a messenger RNA of Emericellopsis atlantica, 4233 nucleotides long. Its product is annotated as amidase signature domain-containing protein. The transcript is spliced from 8 exons. Gene Ontology annotation, molecular function: RNA polymerase II cis-regulatory region sequence-specific DNA binding; zinc ion binding; DNA-binding transcription factor activity, RNA polymerase II-specific. Bases 1 to 4233 code for a protein of 1410 amino acids. Gene Ontology annotation, cellular component: chromatin. Lineage: Eukaryota; Fungi; Ascomycota; Sordariomycetes; Hypocreales; Bionectriaceae. Gene Ontology annotation, biological process: regulation of transcription by RNA polymerase II; DNA-templated transcription. The record is from RefSeq and is a predicted model, not a curated record.
AUGUCCGUCUUCUUCAAGGAGAUAUCGCCAAACAACCCGGUCAAAAAUGGAGACGUAGAGUCUCUCUUAUCACCUCUCCAUCUCACAGUUCCACCAUCAGAGUCCCAGGACUACACAACCCUCCUGGCUGCUGUCCACGACUGCGCAGAGCGUAUAGAAAGUCUGCCAGACUACCAGCCUGUCCCAGACACAGCCCGGUUCCCCCGCGAGAACAUCCAUCUCCCCACACCUUCAGAGCAAAAGUAUGGCGCGGCAUGGGCACACAAGUUCACCAUCCCCGGUGACGAGACCUCCACCUCAGCUCUCAAAGGCAAGACCGUAUGCAUAAAAGACUGUAUCGCCGUGGCAGGCGUUCCGCAAUUCUACGGUAGCAACGCCUUUCCAGCAUGGACGCCAAGUACCGACGCCACUGUCGUGACGAGGGUCCUUGAGAAUGGCGCCAGCGUCGUGGGCACGGCGACGUGCGAGAACUUUUGCAACUCAACGUCGAGUUUCACAUCCGCCCAGGGCACGGUGCACAAUCCCCAUCGGGAAGGCUACUCUGCCGGUGGAAGUACCUCGGGCGGCGCGGCGCUGGUGACGGGUGGCCUCGUUGAUCUCGCCAUUGGCACGGAUCAGGGCGGGAGUAUCCGCGUCCCAGCAUCACUGUGUGGAUGUGUGGGCUUCAAGCCGACGCAUGGCCUCGUGCCGUACACGGGCAUCACCAGUGGUGAUCAGGUGGAUGACCACGCUGGUCCGCUGGGGCGAACCGUAUCGGAUGUCGCGGCGUGUCUCGACGCAAUAGCUGGAUACGACGGUAUCGACGACCGAUCAAUCGCGGCUAGACCACCCGGGUCUUACUCCUUCGCCAAGAGUCUUGCCAGGGGCAGCCGUCGUCUGGACGGUAUCAAGAUUGGUGUCUUGAAAGAAGGCUACCAGAGCGAGCUCGUCCAGCCGGGCGUGCGGACCGCCUUCUUCUCCGCCAUCCAGCGUCUCCAAGCACUCGGUGCCACGAUCGAGGAGAUCUCCAUCCCUCUGCACAAGGAGGGCCCCUCAAUAUGGACCAUCCAGCAACGCAUCUCCGGCGCAGCUGGCAUCCUAGGCCACGCCCAUGGACGCAGGGGUCUCUACCUCACCGACUUUGAACACACGCGUCUGCCCUGGACAGCCGCCAACUUUGCCAAGCUCUUCCCGUCGACCAAGAACACCGUCAUCAACGGCCUCUACCUUUCACAGCAGUUCCCCGGCCUCUACGCCAAGACGAUGAACAUUGGGCGGCAGAUUAGCGACGCGUACCAGCGGCAGUUUGCCCAGUACGACGCUAUCGUCAUGCCGACGACGCCCUUUGUCGCGCCCCGGCACGGGACCCGGGACAAUGUCCUCAAGAGCUUCGAGCCGAGCAUGGGCAUGACGACCAACACGGCCGUCUUCAACGUCACGGGCCACCCGGCGCUGUCCAUGCCCGUCGGCUGGGCGAGGAAUGUUGAGGGGGAGGUCGAGCUGCCCGUGGGCCUGCAGAUUGUCGGUGGGCUGUGGCAGGAGGACAAGGUGCUCGGUGUGGCGGCGGCGUUGGAGGCGAGCUUUGACUGGAGGGCUACCCAGGAGAAGAAAGACGACCGUGUCCGCGACCUCCUCGGGCGUGCCCAUCCUCCCCAUGGGCGCAAUCUCAAUCGCGCUCCUCAGCCUGUCCUCCACCUCCCUGCUCCCCGUGGUCAUGGGCGUCGCAAUGACCCCCGGACACACGCAGUUCACCCUAAUCUGAUCUUUCGAAUAAUCAGUGGCGUCCGCGCGCGCAACGUCCGCAUGUGCCCCCAUUGCGGACGCACGUUUAAGCGGACGGAGCAUCUGGAGCGCCAUGUGCGAACGCACACCAAGGAGAAGCCCUUUCUGUGUCACUGUGGGGCUGCCUUUGCGAGACGUGACCUCCUGACGAGGCACUUUCGCGUCGCGGACCAUGGUGAGCAGCCCACGCCCUCGGACAAGUCGUCCGGCGGAGGGACGCAGGAGCCCAAUGUCGUCCACAUCAACGUGAGACCUGGAGUAGAUCGGCAUGACGCGGGCGAGGCUGAUAUCGCGGCUGCCGUGUCCCUGUCUGGGUUGAGUGGUGAUCCGUGGCAUGCGCAGCAGGGGCCACCUCCGCCUCCGACUCAACACGAGAUCAACCCUGAUCUACCACAUCAAGGCCUCCAGGAGCAAGGCAUACCUCCUCCGCCACGCAAUGGGUUCAUGGACACGGGCCAGUUUGUGCCGGGCGUCCUGUCACCUCAGCUCUUUGACGGGAGCGUCGACUUUGACCCGCACUUUCGCGAGUUUGCCAACUUUCUGGACGGCGUCGGCCUGCCCACCGAAUGGAGUCCCUACUUCAACAACCCGGAGAGCACCAUUGACCCAGGUCUGAAGGAAGACGGCGGCGAGGCGGUCUCGCCCAAGUCGGGGCCUCGGACUCGCGCUGGGACGCCCUUUAGCUCAUGGCUCCCGUCUGCGCCGACGGGCAACAGGAUAGCCAACUACGUCUCCAUCACUGACAACCCACGAGCCAUUGACCCAGAGACACGCCCCUUUAAGAUCACCGAGGACCAGCGCAGCAAGCUGCUUGCCUCCCUCGAACCACUCGCGCCUCUCCUCCCACCUGGCUUCCGCCUCCCCUCGCGGCACGCCCUAACGCGCUACAUCACCUCCUUCUUCGAGGGGUUCCACUCCCACAUGCCCUUCAUCCACCCGCCGACAUGGCACAUUCUCGAGCACCCGCUCGAAAUCAUCUUGGGCGUCGCCGCCAUUGGCGCGCAGUACUGCUUCGAGCAUCGCGUCUCUGCGCGUCUCUUCUACUCGGGCAAGGCCAUCCUUAUGGAGCGUCUGGGUCGGGGUGCCGAUGGUCUCGGACCCCGGACGCGCUCCUUCAUGACGCUCAACUCCCCGGGCACCAUGGGUCUCAACGGCAUCGACGGCGGCAUCAACGCUGUCGAGACGGUCCGUGCGCUCAUCACACUCAUGGGCUUUGCGACAUGGGAGCCCACCUCGACCAUGGUGCAGGAGUCGUUCAGUCUGCAGGGUCUGCUCACGCACGUCCUGCGCGACAUUGGCCUCGACGAGACGGAAGCCUCAUCGCCCGAGGCGAGUGUCCCCGAGGGCGAGGGGCUCGAGCACGAGUGGCGCGUCUGGGUCGACGCUGAAUCCCAUCGGCGCACCAAGCUCAUUGCCUUUUCGUUCCUGCACACCCACAGCAUCGCGUACAACGUGUACCCCGUCCUGCGCAGCAACGAGGUGAAUUUAAGGCUUCCCUGCGCAACCAAGGAGUGGAAGGCGCCCACGCCCCAGCUCUGGCACGCCGCGAGGCGCGAGGUUGGUCGCCAGCAGCUCUACUUCCAGGAGGCGCUGAGCGUUCUGCUGAGGAACAAGGAGUGCGCGGCCGCCCUGGAUCCCAUCCCCACGCCGCUGGGGAAUUAUGUCCUGCUUCACGGGCUGCUGCAGCGGAUCCAUAUCGUGCGGGAUCUGAGUCUGCCGGUGAUGAGUAGUUCUGCUGCGCUGCCGGCGGAGGAGGUAGAGAAGCUGGAGCGUGGGCUUCGUUCGUGGACGUCUGGGUGGCAGCAGGCCCCUGAGUCCACUUUAGAUCCUAACAACGAGAAUGGGCCGAUCCCAUUCACGUCGUCCUCGCUGCUCGCGCUCGCAUACGUGCGGAUCUACCUCCACCUGGGUCCCUACCGACAUCUCGAGACACGGGAUCCGCACCGUAUCGCAUCGGCCAUCUUCCAGAGUCCAGACAUUGAGCGCAGCGACGGCGUGAUUGCCGCGCUGCUGUACACGGCGCACAUGAUUAGCAUACCGGUGCGUCUGGGCGUCGAUCGCGUCGCGCGGAGUCAGGCGUUCUUCUGGAGUGUGCGGCAUAGUCUGGCGAGUCUGGACUGUGGUGUGUUGCUGAGCAAGUGGCUGUCUCGGCUGGGCGACACUGUGGCAUCGUCGCCUCUGCAAUCACAUAUACUGACCCCCCCAGACAGCGAGGAUCGCAUCCUGCAUUGGGUCCGCUGCAUCGUCGAGGAGGCCUACCAGGGCGUCGACUUUCACGAGGAGCACGACAUUCCCCAGUUUCUGGAUUUCCGCGAUCCGUCCAACCUCAGCCUGGCGGUGAUCAAGAUCUGGGCGCACUUUUUCAAGAGUAACACGCAGUGGCCGUUUAUCAACAUUAUCGGCCAGAGUCUGGAGCGGUACCGCGAUAUGCUGGUGCAGAAGCGGCUGCGGGAGAUGGCGAGGGUGCAGUGA